Messenger RNA from Ixodes scapularis (black-legged tick), 10236 nucleotides. RefSeq names its product protein quiver (gene qvr). Bases 166 to 717 code for a protein of 183 amino acids. The transcript has 4 exons. Lineage: Eukaryota; Metazoa; Arthropoda; Arachnida; Ixodida; Ixodidae. The record is from RefSeq and is a predicted model, not a curated record. Gene Ontology annotation, biological process: sleep; positive regulation of voltage-gated potassium channel activity; regulation of synaptic transmission, cholinergic.
GUCACGUGACCCCCGCCGUCGCCCACAGAGGGGGCGGAAAGAAGCGCCCAAGGCCUGAUCCGAGGAGAGGACCUCACGCCGGGGUGCCCUGGGCAGCCUCGACCGCCAAGCCUCGUCAGCGGCGGCCCCACGUCCGUCCCCCCCCCCCGGUGCCAGACUCGGCGAAUGGCAGCUGGGGUGAGGCGCCUGCUCUCCCCGGCAUGGAUCACUUGGGCCGCAGCUUCGCUUUGCGCGACGUUUUCUUGCGCCCUGGGAGAAGAAGAGUGCCUGACGGACUCCCGGAUCCAGUGCUACGACUGCAACUCGGAGCAGGAGCCCCGCUGUCUGGACCCUUUCAACCACAGCGUAGAGAACCGGCCCGUCCUACGCGAGUGCCAAGGCUGCUGCGUCAAGAUCGUCAAGAGGCACGGCAAGCACGACACGGAAGUGCGGCGGACGUGCACGGAGCGGCUGCAGAUCAACAUGUUUCUCGUGGACCACGUGUGCAUGUACGAAUCCGGCGGUGGCGGCCACAUGUGUUUCUGCGAGAGUGACGCUUGCAACGCCGCCCCCCGCGGACCCAGUGCCUCCAGGCCCGCCGUCCGGAUUGUCCUGCUACUCACAACGACCGCCCUGCUCGUGCUCCUCGCGCCGCCGACGUGCUGGGGGGCCCGACCCCGGCCGCCCCCGCGGUGGACGGCGGCAAGACCCGUCCCCAGACUACUCAGGACCUCCUAGCCACCCGCCUGCAGCAUCGACCAAGUGCGCGAUGUUCGCAGCGGCACGAGCACGCACCGUCCACCGCCGGGGGCGCCAGCGGCCCUCUGCAAGCCACCCGUGUGCGACGACGCCGUGUGUGUCGCGAUGGCCCUGCCCCUCCCUAAACGGUUAGCAUCGCCGCGCGCGCGCGCGUUUGAGGUGAGGAGGAAGCGACAGCGACGGUUCGCUUCCAUGCUGGUCUAACGUCUACGAUACCAACGCAGAGACGGAAAUCUGGAAAUUUUUUCAUUCGGUCAAUGGGUUUCUCUGGACGCCACGCGCGCGCGGGUCUUGUAGUACGAACAAAAUCAAGAAACGCGCUUAGAGCGAGGCGAGCCUUUUCAAAUGACCCGGCAUCAUCGCACCCUUUUUCGACGGGCGUCGUCUCCCUCGAGUUUAAAAAAUCCCGCCAUGAUUGUCGUGGCAAUCGAGGCUGCUCUCGUCACGUGUAGGGGAUCCAGGGUUCCCCACCGCUACACGCCAAGGUUGUUAAUGAAUGAACUCUAGCGAACACACACCCUACCGCUGCGUCGCUCUGGUGAUACUCAUCACUGACACCUAUAUGGUCCCCGUUCACCGUGAAAGCAAGGUCUUGUAAUUUGAGAAACAGGAGGAGGGAUCGGUCGCAGGCCUGGCAACGUUGUGGCGCUUGUCGCGAGUGCUGCCGCAGAGGGGCGCUGCCUUGUCCGCUGUCCCCUCCAUCGCUAAUGACGUGCCUCAAAUCCGUGUCCGGUUUUCAGCUGUUCUCCGCGGAGCCUGUCCCGGAGUGGAGUUGAUAUCGUAGAGAUCCGAGUAUUUCUGUGCUCAAGUUCAAGCUUGGUUGUAGAAUCCACUGGUUGCUUUGGUUUCGUGUGCACGCUCGUUUGCGGGAGCAGGAAGGGCAGGUUCACAUAAUCCGCACGUCUUUUUUCCUUUCCUUUUUUCGUUUCUAAUCAAAACAGUUCGGUAAAUUUAUACCAUUGUGACACACGAUCAUUUUAAAUGCCAAUUGGAUAACUUGCUAAAUCAGCACGCGUCUCAUGAAGCCCCAAAAACCAACAGCCAGGAGCCCUUAAAGAAAAAUCAAGGACUUUAACACCUAAAAAAAAAAAGACACACAAGAAAAAAGACCGUCAGGUUUUAGAUGGUUGAUUCCUAUAAUGUCCGAACAGACAUAUCACAGCCAUCAUUGUUAAUCGACUUCACUUUCAGAAGAAGGCUGGGAAAAGCACGCCAACAAAUCCAGAUAAAAAAAAAAAAAAAAAAAAAAAAAAGUACACUAAGUUUUUUUAGUUUUUUUUUUUUACUUUUUGACGUUUACUCCUCAAUUAAACGAGAGUGUGCCUCCCUGCCGCUGCUCCCGAGAGCGUGUGUUAGUCGUUUGCUCGGUGUUGAAAAUGGUAGACAUGUGCUCGCGUUGUGUAUGUUUCAGUAGCAAGCGCUGGGGGAUGCAGGCGCGUCAUAGCCUAUGGUAGGAAAGAGAGUACCACGCGGGUGCUUGUAGCCGAGUGCAUAUCCCGGAGUUGGCAAUACUAGGCUCGUUCGAUUGACCUGCACCGGCCUAUACCUGUCCUGCACGUCAUCGUACCGUCUUGGCGGUCAUUCCUACUCGUUGGCUACCACAACGGCCGCCGACGUGACGGUUGUGGAAGUCAUAUAUAUAUAUAUAUAUUGGCGGCGAGAUGUUUCGGAGGCUCCCCCUUAUGGUUCUAUUUGUGACGUCACGGCCAGAAUUAUCGAUUAUCAGUGACAAUAUCGAUGGCGUGUGUAAAGGGUACGGUGGCCUCUUGGAGUCAACGCGUCGUUAAACCUACAGCGUCAAAGUUUUCGCUCUGACAUUCCUCUUAUUUCCAUCGAGUAAAAUUAAUCAUACUCAAGGUGAUCGUUUGGUCAAUCAAAAAUGACGAACCACAGCGACGUUUUUGUUUUGUCUUUUUGUCGCGCACGUCGCGCACGUCACCAAUAUUGGUGCAGAAAAGUGCAGGGCUGUGCUCUUGUCCAUCGAACCGGGGAAAUGUGUAGAAAGGUGCGGGAGGUGUAAGCGGAUCGAACGAGCCAACCGAGUUUCUUAUGCAAAAACAAGAUGACGGACGUAAAAUGGCGCGUCACUCUGAACCCCCGACGUCCUUUGUAGCUAAAGGGGAAUUCACACUUCGGAAAGUAACACACAAGUUACCUUAAAAGCCCAAAUGAUUUCUUUUUUUUAGGGGGUCUGUAGACAGCAUUUUCAAAUCUGCUACCAGAUCGAAAUGAAAUUAGGGGGUUUCGAGGUAAUCCACUUUCCGCUGUGUUCUGGCAGACUAUUUUGAAGCGCGCUGACUUCGCUGCUUUAGCGAUGUGGUUGUAAGACGUAGUCCUCACCAAUAAAAGUGAGGCAAACUUAAGCAAAGGUUGUGCAGGCGCGUGGUUAGAAUGUGGUCCUUACUUCGUUCGCCGUCACUAUCAACACAAAGAGAGUCCUUCUUCCAUGAUGAUUUUUUUUUUCUCUUGCGUGUUUACAUAACAUUUCUGGAAAUAUGCUUCACCGUGUAAUUGUUGCGUAAUUACUGCCCACGAGACCGCUUGCGGCGAGUUCAAUGAUGACUUUCUCAAAACAUAAAAAAAAGUAAAAUGGCUUUAUAAUUUCGGGGUGAUUGGCACGAAAAAAAAAAAAAAAAAAAAAAGAUUGCCAAAACGAGCAAUUGAUUAUGUUGACCGCAGAAAGUUUAAACUCUGUUUCCCAGAUGCAUAAUAUAGAAUACAACGCUGUGAAUGGUGUAGCGUUGUGGCAGGCAUGAGCACGAACGAGUGCGUUGCUUUAGAAAGUGACGUUCUUGCGCGAUUUCUCGUGCAAGGAGAUCACUUGAUAACGCUGCGCAAAACUUGGGACGAGGUGUAGAGCUCUUUAGCAUCUUCCCUUCAAAAGCUUCAAUAACGACGCUAAUAAAUAAUAUUAUCAUGUAUUACUUUUUUUUUUUUAUGAAUAACCCGCAAGUAUGUAGUUUUGGUAAACAUACACUUUCGCGCCAGCAACUUUCACGGCGUUGUGUCUAUACGCGCGAAACGAAAGGUUGACUACUCCUGCGAGAUCGGCCGUCCCUCUACGUCAUCAAAUUUUGUCGCUGCUUCACGAAGGCAACGAAUGUUGUGAAGCAGCUGCCCGGCCGAACACGAAUCAGUAAACGCAAAUUCAAACUAAAUAAAAACACAAAAAACACGUGCUUGAAAUUGUCAACAGCGCGAUUGGUGUAAGCUACGCUCCACGCGGCGAAUGCGUAGUCGCGGAAAUUAUCUAGUUUUUAUGAGGCAGUGAAAGCUGCAACGCCAAGACACACGACGUUACUCGUAGAAACGAAACAAAAUAAUAAAACGUAAGUUUAACUUACAAUCACAACAACAGCCUAACACAUAUAUAAAACCAACGCAGUACUAUAGACUCAACGGUCCUUGAAUAAUCCUACUGGCCUGUAAACUUCGGUGGUUUCUGCCCUAGUUCAUUCUGUCACCAUAAGCGGCGCUAAUCUAUUUUAGAGUAUACAAAACAACAAAAGGUUAAGCAAUGCUUGAAAAAAUUAUGCUCUUUGUGAAUGCACAUGUAGCAUUUUUUUCGUGGCUUUUGAAUUAUUCCGACAUAAAAUGACCAUUAGGUCUCACUAUAGAUAGCGGUCCCAAUCGUCCAUCCUCUUGGCUGGUUCGUGGCGUUUUUAUGAAAGAGUAGACGCAUUCAGCGACUUUCUGCACGGAGGCUCUUCCGAACCCACGUCCAUCCGUUAGGUUUUCCGGACGAGCGAUCCGAUUGGUUUACUCCUAACGCCGGCAGCCUGCCCCCGGAGUCCCUAAGAAGAAAAAAAAAAAACGUUUUCACAGCGCGACACCAAGGAUCGUGCUAGGACUGCUACGCUCGUAGUACAGGUUCAUUCAUUACUCCUCAUGUAGCUUACAAAAAACGAAACAAAGGUUGUGGCGGUUUGACACCGAAAUAAGAACACUUCCCCCGUCGCACUGUGUCGGCAGCGAGGCCGUCGGAAAAACGUCGACCCUCCGAAGGACCCGGAGUAGAGGCGUUUCUUCAGUGCGAGGGCACUGAGGCUACGAGCCUUGAAGGGGCGGGUGGAACCGAGGGCCAUGCACAGCACCGUACCCCCCCGCCAUCCUAGGCUAUAGAGCGAAGGAAAAACGCACGCGCUUCCUCGUCAGAAACAGAGGGAGGAAGCGGCGCGGGGAAUACCUUCUUGUUAUGCAGUUGCCUGUCGCGGGGACGGCCCUUCCAAGUGUACAUACUUUAGGGUGCUAUGGCCAUGCCUUAUAGUCAAUCAAGUAGCACGUAGGUUCCAUCGUUUCGUGUAUAAAGAAAAGACCGAGUAGAUAAGAGAACGCACUUGUACAUACAUCUUUGGUUCGUUCGUAUAUGUUUUCUAUACAAAUAUCCAUAGUCAUUUCAUUCAUGAUCCUAGCGCGGUUGUGCAUGUCUCGAGUUUUCUUUCGUUUUCUCUCCCUAUCUCUCUCUCUCUCUCUCUCUCUUGUUCUUUCCUUUCAACGAUCUACUCUCAAAAAAGGCCUGGGAGUUUGCUUUCCUGCAGAACACAAAGGCAGCUAAUCAUGGCGAACAAUAGAAAGAUUUCAGCGAAUUAUGAAGCUCAGAAUACGAUUAGACAAACAAAACAAAUGCGAUGUGCUGAGGGACCAAUGCGGUAGAGGGGCUUCGAGCGAUAAACUGGCAGCUGGAAGUGAUCCCCCACGGGGUCGCCACCAUGCUUGUUGCACGUUUUUGAACACUGGACUUGUGACCUUAUAGUUUUACGUCUAGAUUUUAACAAAGUACCGUGCACAGAUAAUUGCUUUUUGAUCUUUAAUGACAGUACCGACGAGAUAAGUUAUGUUUCGAUCGUUUUAUGUCCAAAAUGCGCUUUUACGACAAUAUCUCGGACAGCUUCGCAAUGGCUUCGCUAGAUGCCGACAGCCGCGGUGCUGUAUUUUGGAUUUUUAUCGGAGCUAGACACUGAUCUCUGGGGCUAACAUUAUUAAAAAUUAGUUUAUCAUUGUUUUCUUAGAGCGAUCACAAUACAAAUCUCGGCUAAGUUUUGCGUAACAGCCUCAGAAUCUGUUACGGUCACGGGUCUAGUCGUCAAUAUUGUACAACAUGGCGGCAGCCAGGGCAGAGGGGGAAGGGGGAGGGGUUCACUUUUGCCUAGAGAAUGGGAUACGAGUGGGAUACCCCUCUACCUCGUUCGCAGGGACAAUGUGGCUAUAAUGCAAUUAAAUGCAAAGGUGUGAGCGAGCUGGACAAGAAUGACGAAAUUAAUCCCGGGAGAAGGGGACAAAAGGGACAAAGGACAAACACGAAUCUCCAAACAUAGCCAGUGAGACGUCAUGCUCGUUGUCCCGCCCCACGUCAUAUUUCUGGGUCUAUAAUCGUGCCCUGAGCCUCGGCAUUCCCCGAGAGCCUUCUAUUGUCCACCAUAAUGCGUUGUCUAGUGUUCUGCAGGGAAAUCAACUCGCAAACCUUUUUCUUUGUUUUAGGGUGUAUCCUCUCGUAGAAUGCGUCAUUAUAUUUCCAUAGUACAAAGUCUGCUCAAGUACACGCGCGUUACGGCUGUGUGUACAUGUGUGCGUGUGCGAGGUGUGCACGCGGACCGAAGUAAUAUCCGCGAUCGCUCCGCUGACAGAUCUCGGUUUCCUCGAUCGUCACCCAGUUCGUUGGAAGUUUAUCGCAAGCAAUACGGCCUACCAUAUGCUCGUCCCACACCGCUCCGUGUGCGUGCGUGCGCGCGGUGUUAAGUAAAACAGCAACAAGAACCAUAUCUAGAAACAGCCGACUAUAUCACUCGCUCUCUGCGUGUAGCGUUCGCGUGUCGAGUCUGGAGAAGGCGAGCACCACUCGGACCAGCAAUUCUGCACCGUAUAUAUAUAUAUAUAUAUAUAUAUAUAUAUAUAUAUAUAUAUAAAUAAAAUAAGAGACUAUGUCGUCGUUGAAACUGUAUCGAGAGGGGAGGACGUCGCUUUAGAUAUGAAGCCACUGAAGUGAAUAUCUUGAGUUCUCAUUGAACAGCGGAAAUCUGUAGCUGACACUUGUAAUGCGGACUCCCAAAUUUGCCGUUUAGGGAGGCUUAGGGCGCGCACAACGUGAGCGCAACCGUGCCCUUUUCGACAGUCUCACGGCGCGCCACUGGGCUAUAAGUACAUUUCCGAGGCUCAGAAUGAAUAUAUGAAACGGUCCUUAGAUUACUUCGCUUUCUUAUUUCUGGUCGCUACUGUAGAGAUUCGAGAGUAUCGUCGUAUACCACAAAUACUGGCUCGAAAAUACACACAAAAAAAUAACGCUGCUUCGCGAUUUUUUAUUUACCAUCUACUAAAAAGAUUAAAAAAAAUAAACAUAAUGUAAAGCAAACACUGAGGAAAGUAAGCUCCAUUCUUUCGUGAGCUCGCUCCCGCUGUGUUCGUCGAAAAGUAUAAAUUCGACCCGGAAAUGCACGCCGAAAACGCUUACGCCAACAAAGACGCAUAAUACCGCUCGCUGUCUGUAACGGACAGAAUAUUAGUAACCUGCGGUUAGCUUACGUCAGACUUGACUAUAUCGGCGAACAUCUAAACGCGACGUUAAUGAGUUUAAGUUCAUUAAAACUCGCAGUAACCUUCAGCGAGUUCGGAGUCAUCAACGAAGCUGGAACUAAACUCUGUUUUACCGCGAGUGCGGUUGAAACCGCAGUUACAAGCGCAACCAUCUUGACCCUUGAGUUUCGUUCACACUUGCAGCGCAACGGAGCGGACCACUUCAGAAGAGUCCCGCAAGGCAUUUUGCAUUUCGCUCUCCAGCACAUUUCUCAGGACGAACUCUUCCAACCCUGCUUCAAACCAGAGUGAAACAUUUUAUCACCAAUUCUCUGGAUACUUAUACUACUAGAUACAAGUGAAUGAGUAAACGCAAAAUCCCUCGAAGAUUUUUGUAUAUACUCCAGUAAGUCGACGGGUCACGUCUAACACGUUGAAUAGCGCAGCGGAAUAACUUUUCCAAAUCUCCAACUUUCCAUUCUUUGCGCACGUCCUGGCAUCGCUCGCAUAAACUUCACGAUGGCUGGGGCUGCCCAAAUUCACUGUAUAUAUAGAGAGAGAAAGAGUAUAGCAUUACCUGGAUGGACUCCGUUUCAGCGUAAACUGUGAGCAAAGUCGAAGCUACCAGCGUGAGCACCGUUGUUAGCUCGCGCUGUACAUAGGUGCAAGCUAUUGGUUUGCUUUUCAGCGUAAAGCUUAACUCGUCCGAAAACUUUUAGGAACCAGUCGGUUGACAAAAACAAAAACGCUACCAGAAAAAAAAAAAAAAGACGCUUAUCCAGACGUUUGUAAUCGACUGUCUUUCGAUUGUCCGAAUCAGGAAAUACCUCUACUAUAUUCAAGACCGGCGUGACAGGCUUGCGCACAACGGCGACCUUCAACGGGAUGCCUGUCCCUUUUGUAUUCUACUCACUAGAUCUCUCUACUUUAGUCCGCACCGGCCACUGGCCGUAGCGUUCUCCGGGUAAUUCCGUCAUGCCCGCGUGCUUUUUCCUCGAUUGAGCCCUACGAUGUACCUCAUCUAAAACGCUCGAUUGCUGCGUCUUGAAAGUGCUUACGAUGCAUGCUUAAUACAAUACAUUAAAACGCGAACAAAGCGUACAAGUAGAUAAUAGACGACAUCUAAAAUAGUGUGUUAUCCUGCAAAAGGAAAAAAAAAAGUGGAUUCAAAUUUUGAUGCUGAAAUACGUGAGCCGUGUGUGUACAGUUAAGCCGGCCCAGAAUGACUCACUGUUCUUCUAGUGCGUUCUUGCGUGUUUUAUUUGUUUUUAGCUUUAGCUCAUGCCUUUCCUUUCUAGCGUGGUUUUGAAAUUAGUUGUUUAAUAGUUUAACUAUUUUACCUCUUAAGGUUUGCCCGUUGAUUUGGGGUCAUGCACUACAAAAGCAAACUACCACAAACUUAGACCAUUCUUUUUUUUGCUCCAAACUGGUUUUGAACAUGGUGCGUUGAACACAGAAUUUGAAAAGCAACAGUUGGCUGUAGUCCAUCCCAGAAAUUGCGCGCAGCACUAGCAAAGGCAAGGGAGGAGUGCUAAUAAUUCUGCACAUUGACUAUUUCAUUCAUGGCGCACUCCCUCCGAUGGCUGCCGCAGUGUUGAAUACAACUUUUAAGCUGGAGUAUAUGCCUACUGCGUUCACACCGGACAUUUUAAUUCGGAAAAAGAUGUCAAACUUGUUCAAAGAUCGAAGCACGACGUGGAACACAGCAAUAAACUAUAGACCCUUGGCCAAGAUCUCACAACUAUAUAUAGGUCUCAUAAAAUGAGAAGAAAGCUCCGUUCCAUUGACAGGAUUCUGUGUGAUUAUUAUUUGUUUCCCUAUGUAGUUGUUUUAGAAACGCAACAUAUGUGAUACUUGCAACGCGGUCCAGCAUUAGUCGCAUGGCACCGCUUUGCGAGGGGGAAAGAAGUGGGGGAGAGGGGGCAAGCUCGGUUCGCUAAGCCCACAUUGCCAUUCGCGACUCCGGUUAUAGUACUUACAGUGAACGCGCUCGUUUUUUAUCACCAUCCUCUCCCACCGCUAUAGGACACUAUUUCAACACGGUAUGCAAUUAUGUUGACUCUUUUCUCCACCCCGGCCCUCUUCGUCAAAUGGUGUCAUUCCCCAUUUCCGGACAUGUACCAGAGACUAUGUUGACAAGCCAGAACUCUCUCUCUUUCUCUCCAUAGAAUCAUCAUAUAGAAACGCUCUCUAAAGCAUUUGGGCGUAUCUUAUGCGCCUAUAAAACAAGAAAAUAGAUGUAGGUGCUCUCUAAUACUGAUGCUAAUGUCUAAAAAAAAGACUAUAUAUAUAGUCCUAGAUGCAUGCUAUCUCUCGGCUCGAAAGACACCUGCUGCGCGCGAGAGAGCGUUCGCUCGCGGACGUAUACGUCCGUAGAGGAAGCGCGCGCUGGUCAAGAAACUUCUAUAGAAUUCUAACUUUGUGAAUGUAGGCUGCAUGCAGUUCGCCGAGGCCGUCGCCGCGGCCUUGCGUGAAAGUUGUGCUCUUUUAUAUCGACACGGUGUGCGAUUUGUUUGGGUGCCGCUGGUAUAAUUAUGUACUCCCGACGGCUUUCAUAUCGCGAUUCUUCGCAAUAUUUUGCAAAGCAAGUGUCAACGAGUAGUCUCUAAACGUGUACAUAGUUUAUCUCAACACGAUUUUCUAAUUUUCAACAGAGUUUCCCCGCUCGCGUGUUCAUUCCUUCCUUAGGCCCAGCAAAAGAUGGUUCGUCGAAACUAUUUUUUUUUCUUUUUGCCACGGCGAAAGGAGUGAGUCCUAGAGAUGCAACUCGUUGUGUUGUUGAAAACCUGCCUAUGAUUUCAGAGCUAUCUUUUUUACAUUACGCCCUCGGUCCCGCGUAGUGCGAAUGAGCCCGCAGUUUAUCGUAUGAGUCAUUCAUAAUCAGCGUCUUUUUCAUACAUUCUCUCGUUCACCGAGCAAUUGUUACUAGCUCUGUCUUACGACUUGUUAAGCCUUUUUGAAAUAAAAGAAAAACAUAAUUUUCAGCUGGAA